UGGAGGCCCGCGGCCCGGAAAGCGGCCCAAGAAGGCCUUCGAGGAGUUAAAAGGCCGCGUGGUCCAUUCGGCAAUGGGGUUUUCUCCAUUUCGGCGGGAAAACCCUAGCCGGCAGUGGCAAUUCGGUGAUUACGCAUUUUGGGGGAGGGGAAGCGGCGGCGUGGGGCGACUGCUCCGCCUCCGCCCUGAGAAGUCUCCCGGAGGCUCGAUUCCCCGGCGGAGGCGUCGGGACGUCGGUGGGUUGCGGAGGCUGGAGCUGGAGGGGCAGCAGCGAGUGCCGGUGCGCCGGCGGAGUGGGGCGAGGGAUUUUGGUUAGUUUUAACCUUUAAGUAAUGAGGAGGUAUUAUCAGCCUGUGCCAAAGAGGACUCUUGAAUGUGGUGCGGGCACACCUACAGGGCUGAAGAAAAGGGCUAAUGUUACCAAGAAGUUUAAUCCAGAUGCCACAACUUCUGAUUUGAAUCGACACAGAUCAAUUGAUGGGUAUCAUGGGGAAACCAAAGACAAGGUUGGUGGAGGUACCAGUGAUCACAGUAAGGGAAGGAAAGGUCUUGAGGAUUUUGGCUAUCAAAGCAAGUCUCAUGAGCUCUCUUCUAACCAUCCAGACAUUGGAAGUGCAUAUAGAAUUUGUUUCAUUGCUUCUUUAGAUUGUGCAAGAUUUCUCCUAAUGCAAGGCAUGGCCUUCAGUGGUCCUGGUCAAUCACCAACCUCCAUAAACAAGGGCAAUCUUCUAGAGUUAAUAGAUUUGUACAAGAAGAGGGAUAAAGAGGUUGAAAGGGCUUUUGAUAUGAACGUCGUUGGAAAUAUUGACAUAACUUCUCCAUUGAUUCAAAAGGGUCUUGCAAAAGCUUGUGCACAAGAGGUCACAGAAGUGAUAAUUGGAGAGAUUGGAGAUGGUAAUUUCACCAUACUUAUUGAUGAUUCUCACGAUAUGGCAGAGAAAUAUCAAAUGGCAGUUUUUGUAAGGUUUGUGAAUAAGAAAGGGAAGGUUAUAGAAAGAUUUCUUGGUCUUGAAUAUCUCACAGAGGAUACACCUGCUGCAUUCAAGGAAACAUUGGUUGGUCUGCUUGCUCAGCAUGGCUUAUCUAUUUCUAAACUACGAGGACAGGGGUAUGAUGGAGCUUCAAACAUGAGAUGUGAAUUUAACGACAUGCAGCUACUGAUACAUAAUGAAAAUCCGUAUGCUUUCUAUGUCCACUGCUUUGCCCACCAGUUGGAAUCUGUGCUUAUUACUGUCUCAAGGUGCUCUUCGUCACUAAUUCAUGAUUUCUUCGUCAGUAUCUCUUUGAUCAUCACCACUACGAUUGAAUCCUGUCAGAUGAUGGAUAAAUCAACUGAAAAGCAUCACCAAACCACUUUGAAUAAGUUGGAGAGUGGUGAGAUACUCUCUGAAGGAAGCAAUCAUAAAGAAAAGAACCUGGCUAGCUUGGGAGGUACAAGAUGGGGAUCAUAUUAUACAACCUUGGGCCGUAUUAACAUGAUGUGGGACUCAGUGUUGGAUGUACUAAUGAUUGUGCAUCAACAUGGGCGUCAACCGUCUCGCGCAGGAGGUUUGAUACAAACAAUGGAGAGCUUUGAAUUUGUAUUCAUUUUGAAGAUGAUGUUAAAGUUGUUUACCAUUACAAAUGAGUUAUCACUUGUGUUGCAAAGGAAGGAUGAAGGCAUUAUUCAGGCUGUGGGACAACUUACAGAUGUGAAAGAAUGUUUGCAAACCUUGAGGAAUAAUGGCUGGGAAUCAUUGUUUGAGGAUGUCAAGAGCUUUUGUGCCACAAAUUGGAUUCCGGUGCCAAAUAUGGAUGAGCAUAUACGAGCUACAGGUCAUUCAAGGCGUGAUGGGGUAACUCUUACUUGAUAUUAUCAUUAUCGUGAUGAUAUUUUCUUUGCUGCUAUCGACUCCAUUAUGACAGAGAUAACUCAUCGUUUUAAUGAUGUUUCUAUGGAGUUACUAGUUCAUUUUUCUUAUCUUGAUCCAAGGAACAACUUCUCUAAGUUUGAUGUGGAAAAGCUUGCUUGGCUUGCUGGGAUUUAUGCUGAAGAUUUCUCCAUAGAUGAUCGUGUAGCUAUAAAACAUGAACUCCAAAACUACAUUCUUUUUAUGAGAAGAAGUAAUGAAUUUACUGCCUGUUAUGACAUUGCAAGUCUAGCUGCUAAGAUGGUUGAAACUGAAACACAUUUCAAAUUUGCAUUGGUAUAUCGCCUCAUCAAGUUGGCACUGCUCUUACCAGUUACAAAAGCAUCAGUUGAAAAAAUAUUUUCAGAAGUGAAUGCUAUCCAUACCGAUUUUUGUGAGCUUAUACCUGAUGAAAUCCUCAAUGACUUUAUGGUGUGUUAUAUUGAGAGAGAGAUAUUUAAAGAACUUGAUAAUGGACCAAUUUUGGAACGUUUUCAAACCAUGAAAAUCUCAGAGAAUGCAAUUGUGCUGUAAUCAUAAUCAGCACCUCACUGGAACUGGCAUUUGCACGCGCAUCUGCAUACGAAGGUGAAAGCGAGUGAACAUAAUAGUUCAUCUUCAAUGCUGAGCAAGGAUCAUUUUGCAGAGCAGAACUGCCUGUUGGUUGCGAAAAGAAAAAGGGAAAUGACUGCUUGGAAGAAUCUCCGUUAUUUUCUUUCUAUGAGGCACUAAAGUGUUUAUCUGAUGUGAACUAUUAUUUUUAAUAAAUGGGAAAUUUCAUUUUCUCAUUAGGAAAUGUUUAAAGUGUUUAGAUGCCGAUCUUAGCAAAAUAUAAUCAGGUUAUGUUUCAUACAUGCCAUUGUUGGAUUCAUGCGUUCUGAAUGUGCAGUCCGAAGUUCUGAAUGUUCAAGUUAAAAGUCACUCCAUCUAUCCAAUUAUUUAAGGCAUACAUGUAUUUGAAAAAUUCAAUCCUUAAGAUUAACCAAUAAUUUGUCAAAUUAUAUGCAUGUUUACUGUCAAAAAAAUGUGUAUCGAUAUAUUUAUGUUUCAAAGUUCUUCCAAAACAAUAGAUUUUGUAGCCAUUGACAAUUAUAUGUUGCAAGAAAAAUUAAUGGCCAAAGUCUAAUUUUGUUGACUAUGAUAGAUCAAAAUAAACCUGAUAGAAUUGGACGGAGGAAGUAUGAUCUCCACUGGUCGAUGCCAGCCUGUGGACUAGAUCAAAUUCAUUCUCUCAGCUGAAGGUCUUUGAAUGUACUAAAGCAGCGUUGAAGAAUAUAUGUUUUUGUAUAUCUUUUCUUCUUGUUACGUGCUCUGUGAAUUUAUGGACAACUUAUUGGCAUUAAAGACUUGAGAUGUUCAUAUUUUAUAUUCUGACAAGUCAGAUGUUCUGAUCAUAUCACCCUGGAGUGUUCUUCAAUCAAAAUAUGUUGUCAUUUUUAACUCUUGAAGUUCCUGUACAUCAUCUGCACUGUUCUAACUGCUACCUCAAGCCAUGACAGUAAUUUGUUUGUUUCUUUUUGAUGUAGAAGUUUUUUGGCAUCAAAUGAUAGAAAUGAAUCAACAGAAUACUCAAGCUGAGCCUGCUCCCAUCUUUUUUAUAGGCCACCUGGACUAUGGCUCAGGGACUUUCACCAUGCUGAACUUUUUGAGGGCUAAAGCAAGCUGGGACAGACCUGGACCAUACAUAGCCCAGGUUGAUUCCUCCCCAGCUCCCGAGUGAGUAAUCAAUUUAUCAUUAUCCAUUUAUCCUUUUAGAACAUUUACUGUCCAUUUUCUCUUGUAAACCCUAUACAUCGUAUUGUUUGUUGCUUUUGUGGUCACACACAGGGAGUUGACUCUGAGCAUAAAUUUUUGGACACUUCUUGCUCUGUAGCUCCCAUGAUUCGGCACAACACGGUAUAUACGCAUUUUCGAAUUUUGUGAUGUGGAUGUGUUUAUAUGCUUGGCCCAAUCAGCUGGACAAGUCUGCCUGGGUAGGUCAUUUGAACCUGAAAUGAUUAAGCUUUACGACCUGCUUGUAAUAGCGGUUUCCAAUAUUGUUGUGGAGUGGCCAUUAGUCCUUAUGAGUUGCUAUUGUGUUGCUGUUAAUGCUGAUUGUGACAAAAAGUGCUCUCUCUUCGGCCUAACAAACCAGAUUAAGGCAAGUAUCAUCUUUUGCAUCGGAUCCUACUCAGCAAAGGAUUGCUUACUCAUUAGUUUGUUUGGUCAAUAUGAAAAGUAUCAAAUUCUAUGGCCACAUAUUUUUUUUUAUAUGGGAAAAAAAUUAAAGAAGCAUUAGGCUUUAAUUUUUGCUGUUAUUUUUACUUUUUUCCUUACUAUGACAUGCAUUUCUUCUGAGUUCAGUCUGUUAUUUAUCCAACACUAGCAUGAGCUGACUAUUGCUAGUGGGAAGCUCAUUUGUUUCUAGGGUUCCUUGAUGUAAUUUCCCGUUUCUUUGGUCAGAAAAAUGUCAGGUUGGAGCAUUCAUUUAUUUUAA
This is a messenger RNA of Oryza sativa Japonica Group (Japanese rice), 4365 nucleotides long. RefSeq lists its product as uncharacterized. The record is from RefSeq and is a predicted model, not a curated record. Lineage: Eukaryota; Viridiplantae; Streptophyta; Magnoliopsida; Poales; Poaceae.